AUGUCUGGUACCCAAAUGAGAAGAUUCAAGGGAUGUGAGUAUUUGACACAUCGACUCGUCCUUGCAACACUUUCUGGAACACCUAUAAGAGUGGAGGGAAUAUAUCCAAAUGAAGCAGAUCCUGGUUUAAAAGAUUAUCAAAUAUCGUUUCUCAGACUUCUCGAAAAGCUGACAAACGGAUCUGUUAUUGAAAUUUCUUACACAGGUACUUCUUUCAUAUACCGUCCUGGUAAUAUAGUAGGUGGACGUGUGGAACAUGCUUGUCCUGAAACAAGAGGGAUUGGUUACUUCUUGGAGCCAAUCCUGUUGUUAUGUCUUUUUGCAAAAACACCUACCUCUUUGACUUUAACGGGUGUUACGUCGAACAAUGAAGAUGUAGGCGUAGAUAUACUCCGCACAAGCGUGCUUCCUUUUCUACAAAAACGAUUCCAAGUGGGUGACGAAAUGGAAUUGCGUAUUUUGAAGCGCGGCUCUCUUCCUAAUGGCGGUGGUGAGGUCAACUUUUUGUGUCCUAUUACAAAAGUGUCUUUACCGCCAAUUCGAAUUUCAGAAUCUGGACGCGUGUUUCGGAUCCGUGGCAUUGCUUCCUCGACUCGUGUUGCACCAGUACUUGCAAAUCGACUGGUAGAAGCAGCUCGUGGCGUCUUAAAUCCCUUCUUGCCGGAUAUUUUCAUUUAUACAGAUGUACGCCGAGGAGAUGAAUGCGGUAAUAGUCCAGGAUUCGGCCUUACACUAGUUGCAGAAACAAAUAAAGGCUGCUCAUACGCUGCCCAGCAGUGCGGCGAAGCUGGUCAAACGCCUGAAGAUGUGGGCUCUUUAUGCGCUCAAAAAUUGCUGGAGUCCAUUGAAUCAGGUGGCUGUCUCGAUCAAUACACUCAACCAUCCAUCCUUACUGGUAUGCUUCUAUCUUCCGAAGAUGUAAAUUCCAUUGUGAUCGGACAGUUGAACAUCACGUCUGAAUUGGUAACUUUUCUUCGUGAUGUAAAGGCACUGUUCGGCAGGGAGUAUCGCUUUAAAGAAUUCGAAACUGGCCACAUUGAAAUGUCGUGUCUCGGAAAAGGUUACCUGAAUAUAAAUCGUCGUCUUCAGUGA
Schizosaccharomyces cryophilus OY26 is the source of this 1092-nucleotide messenger RNA. Its product is annotated as RNA 3'-terminal phosphate cyclase. Lineage: Eukaryota; Fungi; Ascomycota; Schizosaccharomycetes; Schizosaccharomycetales; Schizosaccharomycetaceae. Gene Ontology annotation, biological process: endonucleolytic cleavage of tricistronic rRNA transcript (SSU-rRNA, 5.8S rRNA, LSU-rRNA); ribosome biogenesis. Gene Ontology annotation, cellular component: nucleolus. The transcript has a single exon. The record is from RefSeq and is a predicted model, not a curated record. Gene Ontology annotation, molecular function: RNA endonuclease activity. The coding region runs from base 1 to 1092 and encodes 363 amino acids.